This is a messenger RNA of Cuscuta campestris, 2312 nucleotides long. The record is from the annotation of a GenBank genome assembly. Lineage: Eukaryota; Viridiplantae; Streptophyta; Magnoliopsida; Solanales; Convolvulaceae.
UAAUCAAUGAAAAUAAUUCUUCUUCAGUUUUAUUAUUUCUUAAAGUGAACCGGGGAUGACCGCGAGUUUCCGAAAGAACUUGAGCAAAAAGUACUUUCAAAGACCGGGCUGUUUAAAACUGUUUUGAGAAACGCCUCCCUCUACGCUAAGUACCAAGGACCGAUGAGCUUUGGUGUGUUGACAAUGAUUACGGACCCGAAGACAAUUGCCAAGUACAAAUCCCCUGCAGCGGUUAAAGACGAGAUGGAUGCAUGGAAUGGUUUUGAUUUUUUAGAUUUCAACACAGAACAGAUUGCCUCAAAUGAAAAAGGCACAAGGCAAAUGAAUAAAGGCAAGGCAAAAGUUGUGGAAGGCAGUCUGAAAGAUGAAGAAUUUGGUAAGCUCCUCAUGGAUCAGAGCUCAACAACCAAACCCAGAAAGAAACCAAGAAAUGGGAUUGUUAUCGAAGAUCUUAUCUCCUAGAUUGUUAUCUACUAAAUUGUACUGUUUGCAGAAUUAUGUCCGUUAAAUAACCUGCACCCUAUGUCUGAAUUAUGUGCUAUGCACAAGUUCAACACAUUGGGGACAGUGCGUAUCUUAUUUUAGUCUUCAAGUGUGUUCCACACUUUGUUUUAAACCUGUGUGUGUCACAGGCAUCUAAUUUUUUAAAAGGGAUUUUUUCAUUCGUUUGACCCUAGAGCUAAAAAUAUCUUUCCGAUCUCCUUCCUUUUAAGCGAAAAUAUACCUUUUGUGAUCUCUGUCUUCAACAAGCGUACAAAAUUCUCUCCAUGCUCUAUGAACUCUUUUCUUCUUCAGCAAACGGAAAUCGGAUCUAGAAAUUCAUGAGAAGUGCCUCGCCAAAGCUCUAAAUCAGGCGAAGAAUUGUAAUUCCUCAUCCCGCAGCAACAACCAUCGAGAAUACAAAAGCUCUUACAUUGGUAACUGACAAAUAUGGUAUCUUAGUAAAGAGGAAUAAGGAACUUCAGCAUCCAUUUUGUUAUGGCUAUGGUAAGGUUUUUGUUAAUUUGAAAUUCAUUAAUUUGCAGUCAUAUUGCUUGAAUAUCUUGAUAUUCAUGGUAUAUUAUGUUCCUGUUUGCACAUUCUCAUUUUACAUAAAAGUGCCAGUUAACUUUUUAAGAUAACUCAGAGGUUUGCAGUUCGACAAAGACGUUAAGGCAUUGGUCGGUUUUUUUCCUUUGGCAUGACACAAAGGUUUGUUAAGACAAAUGUGCCGGCUUACUCAGAUGACGACGAUAUUGAAAUUGAAGAAAAGGUCAAACAUUCUUUUUUUGGGUGAAAACUCAUGAUCCAUGACUUAAAAAUUAACCAAAGCUGAGGUAAGAAGAGUGUCUGCUAGGGCUGAUCGUUGACUUUAACUUUCCAGCAAUUGCAGCUCUUAGAUUUCAAUAAUAGAUCACUUUUUCCUAAAUGAGUACCCUUCAUUGCAUUAUUGAGUUCAUCCCCCCUCCCUCUCAUGUCUACCUCAUACACUCCAUUUUAUCUUUAGAGUGGACAUUUUUAUGUUUGAUUAGAAUAGAUGUGAGUUGUUGUUGUUGUUGAGUAGAAUAGAUGUGAGAUCAUAUCAAACACUGCCUUUUUCCAAUUAUUAUACUAUCAUUUUAUAAAACCCAUGUAUUGUGCCACCAUUUUUAUGCACUAUGAAUGAGGUAAAUUUGAAAGUUCAUUGUUUGUAUCUUAUAUAAGCCUCUUAGGCUUAAUGGGAACAUUUUUACCACAAACAAAUCAACUUUGGCCUUGGUUUCUUUUUCUUUUUAUGUCAUUAUCGUUCUCCAUCAUACGGCUAACGCUUGUGGGAGGUGCACAGAUGUCAUUACCACAUUAGCAUUCACGACUAAUGUUCUUGCUUUUCAACCCAACAAAGAUGUUGCAAGGAUUACAUUUUAUGUCGUUCAUUAUUAAUGCUCUAACACUUGCAUGAUGUGAUGCUUUUGGUGUAACUAUUUCAUAAAUUAUACUAGCCCGCAACUCUCCUUUUUGGUUAACCAUUUACCAAUUUUGCUAGAUAUGGUUCGCUUUAGUUGGUGUAUACUGAAGAAUCAUAAGGUGGCCGCAAAGGCAAGGUCUAAAGUUGUUGAAAGUAUUAUUGUUCCACCAAGAAUGAUAGACAUACAUUGUUGUCGAUGGAGAGGUAUUUAAGGUUUCGGAAAACAUUCUUUACAAUUAUGAGUGUGUGCCUUGAACAAGUUAUAUAAUCCAAGACAUUGCAUCUUUUUAUGCAACUCAUAAAUCAUGCUGUGUGAGAACUUGAAUAAGAAAUAGUUAGAUGCCUACUCCUUUGUAAUUUAGUAUGUUCCCAAGAUAAUAUGUGAUGG